AUGGCCAGAUGGUCUCGAGCCCGAGUUGAUAGGAUUUGUGUGCGAGCGAAAAGGAUGAGGAAAGAGGCUUCCAACAAAUGGAAGCUCUCGCACGAUGCCAAUAGUCCGGAUGCGAAAUGGUUCCUCCAUCACAAAAGAAAGGUAGGAAGAACUUCCGCGGCCCCGCACCAGCCUCGAAGGUGCUGCGAUCUGCGGCAAGGUCAGGCGGUUGCGGCGGCGGGGGCCGGGGCGGCAUGGCGGAAGGCGCGCGCUGGCCGCCCGGGCGCUGUCAGUGCCCGCGCGCGCCGCCAGCUGGGAGGCUCGCUAGCUCGUCGCUCGGAGCUGCCGCCGCCGCCGCCGUCGACGCCGCCCAAGUGCGCACGUGUGCGAAGUGGUGCUUUGGGAUUUGCGCGAGGCGUCGGCGGGGACUACGCUCACUCUCUCAGGCGACCACAACUUGCUGCUGCUGAUGCUUCAAACAUCACGCAAAAAAGCAUUCGCAGUGGGAACCGCCCACCUCCCAAUCACCCGUAA
Molecule: messenger RNA, 513 nt
Organism: Gryllus bimaculatus (two-spotted cricket)
Lineage: Eukaryota; Metazoa; Arthropoda; Insecta; Orthoptera; Gryllidae
Source: the annotation of a GenBank genome assembly